Molecule: messenger RNA, 23169 nt
Organism: Podarcis lilfordi (Lilford's wall lizard)
Lineage: Eukaryota; Metazoa; Chordata; Lepidosauria; Squamata; Lacertidae
Source: the annotation of a GenBank genome assembly
UGCGCGUUGCUAUGGUGACGUCGCGGCCUGCCUGCGGACGCUCCGUCGGCGCUGGCAGUGGAGCGUCCUUUGCGUUGCCCCAGUCAGUUGAAUGAGCCCAGGUAGCUCGGCCGCGCCAUGAACAGGUAGCCUAGCACCAGCACUGCUUUUUUUGUUUUGCGUCGAGGGGGUUUCGAGGAUAUGGCGCAGCGCGGCUCUAGAGUCUAACCCUCUCCUUCUUCUUCCCUCCGCCCCCUAUCUAGGUUUAAUAUUGUCUUGGGCCAGGGGAUACCCAGGCCGACAGCCCCCAAGGUAGGAGACCCCACCCCACCCCACGUAUUUAAAGGUGCCCUUCCUUUUUAACCUGUAGCUCUUAAUAAAAGCUGCAAUAAUAGUAGUAAUAAUAAUAAUAAUAAUUGACAACGACGACAAUGCAGUUCAGUGGGAAAGCUGGCUACUGUACCACCACCACCAAGGAAAAUGCUGUGUUUUUAGUUAUUGUAGCAGCAACAACAACAACAAAUUCUUGACAACAACGACAAUGCAAUUCAGUGAUAAAGCUGGCUGCUGCUGCACCACCACCGCCACAUAUUAUUAUGUUGUUAAUAAUAAUAACAAUAAUAAUUUAUUAUUUAUACCCCGCCCAUCUGGCUGGGUUUCCCCAGCCACUCUGGGUGGCUUCCAACAAAUACUAAAAUACAGUAACCUAUUAAACAUUAAAAGCUUCCCUAAACAGGGCUGGGGAAACCCGCCCUGUUUUUAAUUAUUGUAGCAAUAACAACAACAACAACAAAUUCUUGACAACAACGACAAUGCAAUUCAGCGAGGGAAAUGGCUGCUGCUGCACCGCCACCGCCAAGGAAAAUGCCGUGUUUUUUAAUUAUUGUAGCAACAAGCAGAAUAAAUUCAGCAAGUGCCGCCCUCCUCUCUGUUGGCAGCACCGCCAUGCUGAGGAGUUCUUCCCGCCGUCUGUUCACGUUCUCCCUGUUAGAACCACAGCAGCCCUGCAAGCGAUGAACAAAAGAAACAUUGAGAUGUCUAGUGCAGCCUUUUUCAACGUUGGGCCCCCUGAUAUUGUUGGACUACAAAUCCCAUCAUCCGUAGCCAGACAGGACAGCAGGCAGGGGUGAUGGGAGCGGCGGUCCAACAACGCCUGGGGACCCAAGGUUGAGAAAGGCUGGUCUAGUGGAUCUGGUGUGUAACUUCCCUGUCCAGUGUGUAAUGUUUUAUUGUGUUUUUACUAUUUUUUUGUUGGGAGCCACCCAGAGUGGCUGCAGCAACCCAGUCAAAUGGGUGGCAUAUACAUACAUUGCCGUUGUUGUUGUUGUUAUUCCAGAAUAGGCACCCCUGGGUGGUGGCAGUUGCAGCUCUAGCUCCAGUGAAGGCUUGGUACCACUAACACAUUCACUUAGUUUUCUUAGUUUUCUACACAAUUGCUAAUAAAAUCAAUUUAUUUGACAGUUGAGGGUGGUAAUGGGAAAUAAUCUCUUCACAAUCUCAUUCAUUUUAAUAUUUGUGAUUGAAAAACAGACUUAAUUAGUUGUGUAUGCUGAGGGGGGCUGCGUGGAAAUUCUGUUAGUGGUUAUGGAUUUGGAAUCCAGGACUUAGGGAUAAUGGUCAAACCUUCUGCAGUCAAAAGGAAGUGAUAUGUUUGUGGUGAUAUUAAGCAUAUACACAUUUAUUGAUUUACUAGACUUGCAUACUAUUCCAUAGCAGAAUACCCUUAGUGGUGCCUGUUUCACAUUCUCCCCCACCCUAUUCAAAUGUUGGCUGUGGGGCCGCAUGAGUCAUUAAUCAAAGGUUGGUUAUGAUCUACAAAGCAGUUAAGUUGGCUUGUUCCCAUUUGAAAUCAAGCCAGGCUUGCUGAAUUCAGUUUGCCAACUUAAAUGGAUUUCAGAUUAUGUAUAUGAUGAUUAGCAGAGGCUCUAGUGUCCUGUAGAAAUAACAGCUGUUGCACACGUGAUGGGCACCGUAUUAUGUAUUACAGAAAUUUAAAUCUGAACACACUGUACUGAGAGAGGAAGACUUACAGCCAAGAGUUCUGAUCUUAUGGCUUACCUGUUGAUGUGACAAUAGAGUUGGGAAGGUCAUGUGGCAACUAUUAAUGAGGUUACUUCUACUUUGAAUGCAAAGUGGAGUCUGAUUUCCUGAAGAACAUCCUGACCCAUGCAGAGCAAUGUGACUCUAAGUGGAUCCUAGAAUUAUCUUUCCCUGAAUAUAUGCUAAUUCCCCAGAGAGGUAGCAUUCACAAAAGCUGUUUCGGCUGUUACUACAAAAAUUAUGCCUCUGCAGUUACAUGCUAUACCUUAAUUGAGGUGCUUAGAUGAGCGCUGCAUAAUAUACAUUCGCAAAGCAGAUAUAUCAGUGGAGCCAUACAUCAAAAGUAAAUGUUUUUGUCUUCCAUUGUUUUAGAUGUAAACAUUUUACCUUAUCACACAUAAGUUUUACCCUUUAAAAGUUGUGAGGAAUUAUUUCCCUAUGUUUUAAAUAGAAUAUUAAGCAUUAUUGCUGUUUGAGAUUUCUAAUAUAUCUGUUAUAUAACAGAUACACACACCAAAAAAAUAUGUUGGGAUAUAGGUGAUCAAUCAUAUUUUCUUUACUUAAGCCAGGGGUCAGCAACCUUUUUCAGCCAUUGGCCAGUCCACCAUCCCAUAGACCAUGUGGUGGGCCGGACUAUAUUUUUUUUGGGGGGGAUGAACAAAUUUCUAUGCCCCACAAAUAACCCAGAGGUACAUUUUAAAUAAAAGCACACAUUCUACUCAUGUAAAAAUACCAGGCAGGCCCCACAAAUAACCCAGAGAUGCAUUUUAAAUAAAAGCACACAUUCUACUCACGUAAAAACACGCUGAUUCCCAGACUGUCAGCGGGCCAGAUUGAGAAGGCGAUUGGGCCGUAUCCGGCACACGGGCCUUAGGUUGCCUACCCCUGGCUUAAGCAAACACUUUCACACUAGAAAUGGCACAAAUUACAUUAUUGAAGAAGUGCAACAUCCAUUACAGCCUAGUUGCUGCUAUGUUCACCCACAUUUUAUGCUAGCUAUGUUAAUUAUAUGGAAAUUAAAUAUGGAAAUUAACAACUGUCUGUCACUUGUGUUUCCAUGGCAGCCUACAAUGCUGAACAAGUAGGCCAUUUCUGGUUAUGAUUCUUUCUGUCUCUUAAAAAUGAUAAAGCUGUUGAAAUUUAGGAAUUUGAAGGUAAGGACAAGAAACUUGUGCACAAUCCUAGAGCAUGCAAGGCAGCCAGUGUUGGAAUUUCAGGAAAGACUUUCCAUGGUCUGAUGAACAAAAUGAUUUUGAAAGCAGAGUGAUUGGUAGAAGCAGAGGGCCAAAGUGAGAUAAUGAAAGUCCAAAGAGGAGAAAACUGUAGUAGUCAAGGCAAAAAAAAAAUUUGCCAGCUUGAUGUGACUCAGUGUUCUGUCAAAGAGGCAGAUAGAAAGGGCUAUGUUUUUGUAAUGCUGUAAAGAGAGAAUUGACCUGGUAUUGUGAUGGCCUAAAUUGUGUGUCAAGGAAGGAAGGAAGUCAAAGAUAAAACCAAGGAUUUUAACUGAAAUCAUUUGACAUUAGGAUGACAUGUAUUCCAUAUUCUUAUGUCUUUUUCUGUUCAACCAGUAAUUAUCUGUAUAGAGUAAGUGUACUGUCAGCACUUCAGCAUCAGUUACAUUUUUUCACAAUUCCCUUGAUUGUAACCUUAUCUUAAAAAUUGGUAUAUAUUCUAUACUGAAAUUAUUUGGUUCCAACUGUCUGUUGAAACUCUUUUAGUAUGCUGAGUAAGGCAGUGUUAAGGGAGUGAAUCUAGCAGACUUCACCAGUUGCAAUUACACACAGAGUGAUGCUUGUAGGUAAGAAACAUAAAAAGGACUUUAUGGUAUGAAAUACGUACCGUACUUGGAUAGAAGAGUUCCUAAUUCUAGUCUAACUAGUCUGUAGUAGAGAAAGGCAGCUGUGGUGGCUUCUUUGUUCCCUUGGAGGAUGGUUCCAGCAUGAUGUCUCAUUUUGAGGUCUAAGAGAGAAGUGAAAGUAACAGGAAGUUGCAAAACAGAGCACAACCAGAGAAUAUCAGUCUAAAUGUAACGUCAGAAGAGAUGGAGGGAGCUCAGGAAAUCUGGAGGUCCCUAACCCUUUCUGUCUUAAACCAUGCCAAACCCCUCUUCUGCAUGCUGAGUUGCACCCAAAUUUCCAACACUCCCCAAUUCACAUUUAGAAACAAAAAAUAUAAUAUUGUUUCAGAUGCAAGGUGUUGUUAACAACCAUGUGGCUGGGGGUGGGGAGGAGAUUAGGAGUCGGGUCUUUUUGAUACCUGAAGAACUCACAAUUUGCAGAGAAAGGCAUUCAUCACUAGUGGCCAAAAUUGUGGAAACCUUUUGGGGAAAGUGUAUUUCCGAGGUUUGAUGGCUCAUAACAACCCCCCCCCUUUUUUAGUAAUACCAUAAAAUGAUAUAUCAAUAGAAAGAUAAUUUAAUGAAGAAUGUAAUGCAACAACGUUUGUUCAGUUAUCUGUAUUCUAUCAAAAGUUACAGCCAAAUAACCAGAAAAACGAAGCACAGCUUGCUUAGGUUGAUAUGCUGUAGCUUUCCUUCAUUUGAAUGUAGCCAAAGAGCAUGAGUGUUUAGAGAGCCAAUCAGGUGUUCUGAGCCAACAAAGCUCAGGAAUACACUUUUUUCCCAAAAGGUUUCCACAAUUUUGGCCACUAGUGUACUUUGGUGUGUCUUUUUAUAUAUUUCUCCCUUUUGUGAAUGCUCCCUACUUAGUUUCAGUAAAAAGUCAACUAAGAAACAGUGUUUGGAAACUUUCUGGGGCCUCUUUUGCCGGCCAUACUGCAUUGUAUAUAAUAUAGUCAUCUUAUUUGCUCCUAGUAAGCUUCUUAAAAAUGCCAUUUGGAAUCUUUCCUCUACAUCUUUUUAGGUUUCUGGAAUGAUGGAAGUGAUUGCUCCUGAAGGUAUUUGCAUUAAACAAUGCAUUUGAAAGUACUUUCUUAUAGCUCCUUAUAUUCUAAAAAACUAACAAACAAACUCUACCCUCUUCCUUUUAAGCCUUUUUCCUUAAAAAAAAAGUCAUAAGAAUUCUUAAUAUGUCCCCCCCCUCCUUCUUAAUGGUUUUAUUGAUAUUUCAGAGCUAAGAGUGCAACCUUAUACUUGUCCACUUGGAAGUAAGUCCCAUUAAGGCUGUGUACACAUUACCAGCUUAAAAAGCAGCUGUGUCAUUACUUUUCUCAAUUCAGAUCAAAGCUAGGUUGGAGGGGGGAUGCAUCAAAAUGCAGUAUUUCAUAAAAAAUGACAAGAUAGAUAUGUGGAUAACACCAUGUGCACACCACUUUCCAAACCAGUGAUGGGAGUGCUGUGCACGCAGAGCAAAUGGGGCUGAGUACACAGCUUUGAGUUAAAUGGUGCUUACUUACAGAAGUGUGUAUAGAACUAUAGCAGGCUGCAACUGGAUAGCCACUGCCUUGGAAACAAACCUUGUUUAACUCAAUGGGCCUUACUUUUGAGUACACAUGUAGAGGAUUGCAUUCUAAUAGAAGUUAUUGGCGUGAAUGUGCCCAUUUUCACCUGUGAAUUGUGAAAUUGCUAUUCCUGUUCUGUGGAGAGUUGUGCUACUCAAUGAAAACAUGUGCACAGCAAAUGUUUCAUCGUCCUUCUCUUAAAUAAGAGCCACACAUCCUGUGUUGUGUUUUAAAUCACAGAAAUUCCCCUGCAUCCAAGUCACUUCCAUAUAUUGAAAUGUAAUGUAGCCAGGGUUUAUAUACAUAGUUUCCCAAAUUAGUUUUUAGCCACGGGGUACUGUUAGCCUCAUGACACAAAUUGUAACAAAUAAAAGAUUUAUACUUCUAUGGUAGGCACGGAUAUAUUAGUCAAGCUGUACCAAGGAUGGCAAAGUUUAGAAGAGAAGUGGAGGUAAAAAAAUGUGGCUUAAUUGUGCAUAUCCCCCAACCCUAAUCAGGAGGCAAACAUUUGGAAGAACAUAAAACACAGAAGCAGGGCUGUCAGGAACCAUACUGUGCCUUUGGAGCUUCACAGUUAAUUCCAGUUCCUACCCUUGGAUAUUGAUUCUGGGUCAGAGGAACAGGGACAUCAGCCAUAGGCCUCGGAGAGCACAGAGGUGACUGCAGAAGGUGCAGUGGAUAGAAGGAUUUCUGCCACUUCCCAAAGGAAGAAGAGAGGUGUGGUGGUGGUCGGUGACUUUCUACUGAGGGGGACAGAGAUAGUGAUGUGUGGACCUGAUAGAAUGUCCCAGGAGGUAUGCUUUCUUCAUGGUCAGGGACGUCAAGCCAAAGUUGUUGGGCUUUUUAGGGGGGCACAUGCCAUAAAUUGCUAAACAAGUAGUAAUUACGACAGCGGUAACUCCUUCUUCCAUUCUUGUAAUCGUGCGCAAAUGAAGGACAGAGCAAGAGGGGAAUGCUCUUUUUCCCUGCGGAGGAAUAUGAGCGCACAAUCGACUGCUAUCAACCAGGGAUCAACCUGUUGAUUGCGGUCGACCGGUUGGACAUCCCUAUUCUAGGUGCAAAGAUUCAACAUGUGACAGAGAGGCUGCCAACUCUCAUCGAGCCCACUGACCAUUACCCUUUUCUUUUUAUCCAUGUGGAUACAAAAUGAUACUGACAGACACAGUCUUCAAUGUGUUGCAAGGGACUAUGAGACUCUGGGUGGGAAGCUGAAAGGAUCCUGUGGCACAAGUGGUUAUUUUAUCAUGCCUUCCUGUUGAAGGUCAUGGUCCAGGAAGAGAAAGAAAAAUACUGGAAGUAAAUAACUGACUGCACAGAUGGUGUCAUUGGGAAAGAUUUGGCUUCCUGGACCAUGGUCUCCACUUCCAUGAAGAAGGACUUCUGGCAAGAGAUGGGUUGCACCUGACAGCAGUUGGCAAAAAUGUGUUAGGAAUCUCACAAACUUUAUCAGGAGAGCUUUAAACUGAAUCCUGAGGGGGAAGGAGACAAUAUUUCAGAGCACAGGGGGGACACCAAAUACUGGGGAUAAUAACUUUAUUGGUGUACAGGAACCUGCUUAUGGGCAGGGGGGGGGAAACCAAGAAGGAAGCAGCUUGAGGGAAUGACUUGUUCCCAUUUUCUCUAUACUAGUACAUAGGGCAUGGGGAAUAAACAAGAUGAACUUGAGCUCUGGCAUUACUGAAACCUGGUGGGAUGAGAUACAGGACUGCAAUGUAGUAAUUGAGGGAUAUAACUAAUUCAAAAGGAAUAGACCAAACAGGAAGGGAAGAGGAGUAGCGUUGAAUGUAAAGGAUGUGUGUACCUGUGAGGAGAUCCAUGACCUGGAACAGGAGAGUAUGGGGAGAGCAUUUUGAUAAAAACUUGUAGGGGAGAGAAACAAUAUGUCUCCUAAGAAUUUUUUUAAAAUGAAAUGCAUCUCAAAAGUUUAUCAAUUUAAUGUUAUACUCUGUCAUGCUGAAUUUAUACAUUGAAAACAUGCAGAUUUGGUUUAAGGAGAUCAUGCAAAAUACACUCAAACUUUUUGUUUUAGAUGGAUUUGUCCUAGAAACACGUUUGCCUUUGCCAAGGUAAGGAAAGGAAGAUGGGUUCUUGCCAUUGUUAAGUUUAUCCUUUUGAGAAUUUGUGAUCAGACCCCAACCUUCCCAGUUUCAGCAAGGUGGUGGCCUUACAUGCCUUCAAGGCAUAUCCUAGGACAGGCUUCCUCAAACUCGGCCCUCCAGAUGUUUUUGGCCUACAACUCCCAUGAUCCCUAGCUAGCAGGACCAGUGGUCAGGGAUGAUGGGAAUUGUAGUCUCAAAGCAUCUGGAGGGCCUAGUUUGAGGAAGCCUGUCCUAGGAUAUUUUGAUCUCUUCUUUCCCUGCAUUCUUUUAUAAGACACUAGCAGCUCUCUCCUCCUGCCCAUCUCUACAAGUUGAAAAUAAGGCCAUGUACACAUUGCCAGCUUAAAUGAAGUCAGGGGUUUUGUGUUUGUGUGUGCUCUAUAUUUCAGUUCAGUUCAAAUUUACACAUCAUUGUGAGCAUCACUACUCUUUGAUUUGUUUCCACAUCACUCCCUGCCCAUCCACACCAGUGGGCAGAGAUGGGGGAGCGAUGUCUUCACCUGAUUGACUUCUCCACCUCUCCACCCACCCUCAACUCCUAAUCAUGAAGCUUUCCUCCCUUCAACCCUGUCCCCCUACAAAUCAUCCUCAUGCAGCCUACUUCCAAAUUAAGUGUAGAAGCUUAAGAAAUCAGCCUGAUGGUGGAGCCUUGUACACAACUACUCAGAAGUACUCCUCAUUUAGUUCAAUGAGGCUUACUCUCAAGCAGGGCUAGGAGUACAUCUUAAGGUGGCAAACCUAACACCUCCUACCUGAGAGUAAGCCCAACUGAAUUCACUAAGUCUGAGCAGGCAUGGUUAGGAUCAUGCUAUUAAUCUAAAGUGCCAGAAAACUCAUUGCGGUCUUUACUACAGGGUAGUGCGAAAAUACUGUUGAAGUGGGUAUCUAUUUUUAAUGAGUAGGAUAAAAUAAAACUCUUAAAUUAAAAUAAAAUAGGGAACAGUUCAGGUAAAGAGGAUUUGUCAGAGGAAAGAGACUUCUCUAACUCCCCCUACCCAUAUUGACAUCAGACAUGUAGAACCAGCCCCAACUCACAGCCUCAAAUGUGCUCACCUGGGUUUCACUACACUUUCAGUAUUGCUACCAUUCUCAAAUUGGAAUGAAGCUAGUUUGCAAUGAAUCGCAUGAAAGCACAGUAUUUUUACAAGAAACUACAGGAUAGCUCUAGAUUGUUGCUAAUUCCAUGUGUGCGUGGAUUCAAAACCUAGUGGGGCAGUGCAGUGGAGAUGGUCGUGUGCACAGCCUAAAUCCAACUGAUCGAAUGGAACUUAUGUAUAUGGAAGUAUUCUUAUGACUACAGCUGAAAGACCGGAGUGCAUGUUACAUGAAAAUACUGUAGCACGCGUAAAAACUAUUUUAAAAGAAAAGCUGUGAAGGUCAGUUGCCUGUUCUGAACAGGGUCUCAUUCCUUCCUGAAGAACCACAUACGUAGCUUAUGGGUGAACCAGGAUCCAUAUUUGUCACUAGAGACCCAAAGAGCCUCAGUAGCUCAGAGCAGCUUUAGCUGGUGUGCCAAUCAUAACCGUCCUUGGACAGAGAUAGCUUGUCCACAGAGGUCCAUACAAUGAUAACCUCAGGGUUGGAUUGUUGCAUCAUGCUCUGUGUAGACCCAUAAAGCUGGUCCACAUACUACAGGCUGGUGCAGAAUGCUGUGACGAAGUUGCUAUUCAGAGCAACCUACCUGCAGCAUGUAACAUGGUUGUUUAGGGAUUUGCACUGGCUGUCAGUUAGCUACUGGCCAAGUUUAAGGUUUUACUAUUGGUGUAUAAAGCCCUUAACAGCCUUGGGCAUGUUUACCCAAGAGACUGCCUUUUCCCAUUAUCAUCCUGCCUGAAUACUUAGGACAUCAAGUAAGGCCAUUUUAUGGGUGAUACAUGCCCUAGGAGUUCAUUUAGGCAGAGGUGGAAAUAGUGAGAACCACAGGAGGAAGAGAUCACAUCCUCUUGGGAUUCACUAUAUAUAUAGGAAAAGGAAAGCUGAGUGUAGUGGAUACAUAUCUUGUACUUUUAAGAAAUAUGAUUUCAAAAAGCUUAAUGAACUGCUGGUUGUGAUCUCAUGGUCAGAAAUACUCAAAAAAAAAAAAGCAGAAAACAAAUAAGGUAGCAUGGUGUUCUGUAGUGUAACAAAGCUUACUGGACUAGCCUUGGACUAGUCUACAAUGCUUUGGUUGUGAUGAAUUCUUAUACUCUAUUAUGUCAAAUAUGAGAAGUAGGCUAGGAUUCAGGCUGAUUUUUAAGCAUCAUAUCAUCUUGAAUAAUCUCCUUAUAUAUGCAACUCGUUUUAUUGUCUUAUAUAGGCAUAGUGGCUUAGGAAGGACUGAUGUAAUGAAGGUAAAAGUUUUUAUUUCAAAUUUGAUAUAUGUUUAUCUUUAAAUGGAAUUGAUAUAUUGGUAUUUAAUGGUUUCUUGGUGUUGUGGUUUUAAUCAGUUGAUUGUACUGAUCAAGAGUCAUAUCUGUGUUUCAGUGUUUUAUUGCAACUUACGGGAAUUCUCACUAGUCAGAGAAAUCACGGUGAAGAAUUUUAGGCAAAAUUACAUGGCAGGUCUUGUGGUUGUUUCUUACUUUUGUCUUUAUUGCAGGAACAGAAGAACAGACAAAAUGGAAGGUUGCAUGUGUUCGGUCCAAAAGGUAAAUCUGCUGAGCUUUUCAAAACUGCACUGAUUUUUAAUCACUGCUUUCAAACCGCACUGCUUUGGGGAGGGGCAUUCUUAGAAUUCUGGAUGCAGGUACAAAAGUGCUAGUAAUUUAGAAAAUCAUAAUUAAAACCAGGGACAAAACUAGGCUUUAUUUGUAUGUCAAAACAAAUUGCCAGUUAAAGAAUAGAAAGCAUUCUUCUGUAAGCAUUAGUAAAUUAUUUGGUUGAUUUAUCUAAUUUCAUUAAUCCAGCAGAAUCCCCAAUGCUGCUUACAUAAAAUAAUGCCUUGGAGAACUUUGUGGCUGUUUCUACUCUUUCUGGUACAUGGCUUUGCUCUAGAAUAGGAUCCUUACUUUCUUCUCUCUGCCCUCCUGCUCCAGUUUGCAGCACUUUUUAAGGUCUGUGAGCAUCAGAGACACAGAAGCCAGCACAGAAACUGGGUCACAUAUGAGCAAUGGUGGUUGGAGCAUCAGUUGCUUCCUGACCUGUGCGCCACUUCUGUGUACACAGCUAGAUACUAUGUUAGUCGUGUGAACACCGUUAUCACAUACAUUUUGUAAGUAAAUAACCAUAUGGGGCUGCAAUAGAAUCAGGCAGGUGGGGAGAAAGAGCUAUGUUCCUCCCCCCACCAAAAAAAACACCCCUUUCCCCUAAAAUGCCUCCCUCCUUACGUAGUCACCCAUGUUGCUUAGCAUCCCAAUUCUGUUCAGGGGGCCUGAUGCUGCUUUUUUUUUACAUUUUUUUAAUGCCUUCACACUAAUUAUAAUCACUCAAUUAAGAUCACAUCUAAUUUGGCCCUUAUUCCUUUCCCCCAAAUAAAUAUUAAGUCUAACAUAUUCAUUCCAACUGUUGUAUGUUGGUCAGCCCCAGCAGUAACUGGAAGCCUUAGCCAAUAGUCUUUUAAUCAGAAUUGGGCUAAUGAGCAAAAAUUGAGGGUUUUCCAUGUGAUUUUUUUUUUUGAGGAAAAUUUGCCUUACAGUGGGGGGAACAGGCUAGAACAAAAACCACUUACUCAAAGAGAUGUUGUAAAUUGUUACCGUAAUUGAUGUUAAGAAAAAAUUGAUAAACUAUAUUACAUUUAUUGCUUAGUUAAAAUUUAAAAUUAUUGUUCUAUAUAUUUUGGGGGGGGAGGGGAUAAUCUGAAUCAGUUGAACCAAAUAUUUCAAUUUAUUUUGUUUUUAGAAGAAGUAGUCCUUGAACCCGUUCAAACAAUUCCACGGUAAGAUCUUUAUUGUGCAGCUUGUAUAUGAUCUGCCUUCUUAACCAGUCAGAGAAAGAUAGUGCAAUUAUUUGUCAUAGAUUACACAAUCCUUUGCAUGUUUACUCACUUAUGUCAGUGGGGCUUACUCCAAAGUAAGUAUACAUGGGAUUGCAACCUCUCUUAUAUUUAAAGAACUAGAAACACAUAUAUUUCUACUUUAACCUUUUGAUUGCCAACAUGGAUGUAUAUAUCAAUAGAUAAGUACUAUCAUUACUCUCAGUGUGGUGUACUCUUACAGCCAGUGUGGUGUAGUGGUUAAGAGCGGUAGUCUCGUAAUCUGGUGAACCGGAUUUGCUUUCCCGCUCCUCCACAUGCAGCUGCUGGGUGACCUUGGGCCAGUCACACUUCUUUGAAGUCUCUCAGCCCCACUCACCUCACAGAGUGUUUGUUGUGGGGGAGGAAGGGAAAGGAGAAUGUUAGCCGCUUUGAGACUCCUUAAAGGGAGUGAAAGGCGGGAUAUCAAAUCCAAACUCCUCUUCUUCUUCUUCACUUAAGUUAGGCUUUCUUUCCAAAUAAGUAUACUUCUGAUUGCGACCCAAAUAUCAAAUAUUAAGAGGGUAUUCCAGAUGAUGCAGCCCAAUACUGAUUAUUGUUGGCUAGCUGAAUCAAAUUCUUUCAGUUUGAGUUUCACUGUUAAAUAAGCUGAGGUUCUGUAAUAACAUAUCCUUGCUCUAUAGUGCUGCAUGUUUUAAAAUAAGUUUUUAGAAGAAGUUGUAUUGAUUGCUCCCCAGCUUGAAUCAUUUAUUUUAUGCACAUACUCUUAUUUGACUUGUUCCUAAUUCAAAAUCAGCCCUUGAUCUUGGCUUCUCAAAAUGUACUUGAAUACAAGAAAAGAAUAAAUAAAUAAAAGGCUGCAGCAGUUGGUUAGAAUCUGCAUUUUAGUGGAAUUAUUAUUCUGCAGUUGAUGUCAAAACUUUUUUGUGAUGGUUCUUUUCCUUCCUUCCUUUAUUAUUUUUUUGAACCAAGGCAGCAUGGGAUGUGGAAAUGAAUCUAUAAGCAGACCUUACACUCCAUCAAAGCAGAUCUUGUUACGUGCAGCUAAAUCCGUAGAAAAGUAAGUCUCACUUCAUUUGCGUUCUUAAUUAAUUUCAUUAUGAGAAGAAAUUGCUGACAAGCUUUUUCAAACAAGCAACCACUGUCCUAUUGUAGAUCCCAACAAGUUCUUGAGGCAUGUGUGGAAGAAAGUGUGGCUUGGUCUGUGUUAUUUUGCUCAUCAUGGGGUGCCGCCUAAACACACACACACAUGGUGAAUUAUUCCUGCUCCAGCUGUGACAUUUAGAAGCACAGAGCUCAGUUGCCAUGCUGAGGGCCUUUGCACCUUGAUCGUCUGUAGCUAUUGGUGACGUACAUUGAUGGUGUGUUCUGCAUGGGAUGGGCUUCCAAAUGUUAUAGGCAGGAAUCUCUUUAUCACAAUAUUUUUGGAGGUCUCUCCAUGGCAAAUGUAACACGUGCAGCAGCCUGCAGUCAGCCACUGGGAAAUACGAAAUUCGUUCUUGUCACUCAAGAUUAAUUGGCAGCAGAUGAGCAAAAGAUAAAGUUGAAAGAGAAUAUUGGGAAGGCAGGCUAAGUUGAAAAGUCGUAACAAAGAGGUUAUGCCAUUUAUCCAGGAGCUCCAUAUGGCUGGGUGGCGCUGUAAAGGUUUGCUUGCCAUCAAACUGUCUCAGUUGUUUUUUCUGAAUCGUUUAGGAUUGUUUCAGCGUAGAAGAGAAUGAGGCGGUCUCUAGCAUUUGUGGAACUCCAUGUAACUUGAGCUUGUUCUCUGCACAGGGAAUCAUUUGCAUGCUUGCACUGGCAUAAGAAUCAGGCAGCUCAGUACCAGAUUAGAUAUGAUGUUAAAUUCAUUUUUGUAUCUAAAGCACGCACUUUUGAAAAUGCAAAUUACUGCUGCGGGAGUUGAUAGUUAUAAGAGACCAGUGCAGGCAAGGAGAAGGAGCUUAACCCUUGCCUCACCACUGUAGUCCCUAUUCAUUUCAAAAAGCAUCCUUCUGGAGCUGCUAUUUGCAUUAAGAGGAAAUGCAAAUAGCUUCAAAAGGGUGGUUUUUCAAUCUCAAGAUUGCAACAGGAGGGAAGUCCCUCCCCUACUUCCUGUGAUUCCAGUAAUUAUCAGCCCGCCUAAUAGCUAUUAUUUGCAUUUUAAAAACAUGGAUAUUAAAUGCAAAUAAUGCCUUUAACAUCAAGUCUAAUUUUGUUUUCAGAUAACUAUUUUUACUGGAUACCACUCCAGCUGUAUUGAACCUGGCAUAUACCUGAAAGCAUAUUAUCUCUGUAGUCUCAAAAAUGUAUGAUUUCUUUUUUUUUUGUCUCCCCUUGGAUAACACUCACAAUAUUUAGGGGGAAUACUUUAAAAAGAAUUGCAAGAAAUAAAAAUCCAAAGAUGAGUGUAAGAUUGCCUGACCGCAUAGAAGAAGAGACAGGUGAGAUUUAUGUUGCAUAUGUUUAUAUAUGUAUAUAGAACCUAUGCAGGUCUGUGUUACUAGACUGCAAACUAGGAGAGUAGAGUUCAAAUUAUCCCUCAGCCAUGUGCAGACCAGAUCCAAGCACUGUUUGAGAAUACUGAUUUUCUAGAUCCAUUUCAGUUGGGGGUUAGGCCCAGUUUUGCCAUCGAAACUGCUUUGGUCAUGAUGACUUCUGUCAGAAGAGAGACAAAGGAAAUGUGUCCUUGGAAAUUCUCCUCGACCUCUCAGUGGCUUUCAAUGUCACCAGCCGUGGUAUUCUUCAGUAAUGCAACAAUAAUGCAUCAGUGGUAGAGUUAGACUGGGCUGUCCAUAAAUCACUCUGCCUUAUUAGUUGUUCUGUGAUGCCUCCCUAAUGUCAUCACAUUACUACCAUCUGGAAGGGCAGUCUUGCACUGUAAUGCAGCUAAAGUGGGACGAGAAACAGCAACCCAGGAAAAAUUGUGUUAGGUAAAGUUGCAGGGUUUCAGCGGGAAGUUACAGGAGGUGCACAGAUUAGAAACAAAAGCAGCAUACCACCAGGUAGCCUCUGCAGGUGCAAACAGUAUUAAAAGACAAAUAGCGUAUAAAGGUAAAGGGACCCUUGACCAUUAGGUCCAGUCGUGGCUGACUCCGGGGUUGCGGCGCUCAUCUCGCUUUAUUGGCCGAGGGAGCUUCCGGGUCAUGUGGCCAGCAUGACUAAGCCGCUUCUGGCGAACCAGAGCAGCGCGCGGAAACGCCGUUUACCUUCCCAUUUGCCUAUUUAUCUACUUGCACUUUGACGUGCUUUCGAACUGCUAGGUUGGCAGGAGCAGGGACCAAGCAACAGGAGCUCACCCUGUCGCGGGGAUUCGAACCGCCAACCUUCUGAUCGGCAAGUCCUAGGCUCUGUGGUUUAACCCACAGCGCCACCCGCAUCCCUCAAAUAGUGUAUAAUUGCCCUAAAACCACCAUAAGCACAAAUCAUAAUGAGUGCACCAUAGAAAAGAUAUCUAGAAGGGCCCCAAGUCAAACCAUUGGCUCAUCUAGGGCAGUGAUUUGUAGCUUCUUCCCAUGGUUUGUCAGGAGUCUUUCCCACCUUUCCUGGAUUCGCUUAGUAUCAAGCCUGGGAUUUUCAGCAUGCAGAGCAUGUGCUUUAUCACUGAGCUAUGACCCCUUCACACUUGAAAGUACCUUUGCUGAACAUGAUUCAUCUUGAUAAAGUGGAAUCUACGUGAGCAACAAGCAUUCUGUAUGCUUUCUGCAUCAAGAGGGAAUCCUCGCCAACUGUCUUUUCUUUGGCAUCAUUUAUUUUGUAGUUCCAUUUAUUUUGUGUUCUCUCUACCUGCAUUGAUAGGCCAUAUCCCAGUGGCAGUGAUGCUCCCAAGAAGCAUUUUAAAGCGUGUCGGUGUCCUAAUAAUCUCUGCAGAGAGUGAGAGAGCACUAUUCCUACAUUGGCUCCCAGUACGUUUUCGAACACAAUUCAAAGUGUUGGUGCUGACCUUUAAAGCCCUAAACGGCCUCGGUCCAGUAUAUCUGAAGGAGCGUCUCCUCCCCCAUCGUUCUGCAUGGACACUGAGAUCCAGCACCGAGGGCCUUCUGGCGGUUCCCUCACUGCGAGAAGCCAAGUUACAGGGAACCAGGAAGAGGGCCUUCUCGGUAGUGGCGCCCUCCCUGUGGAACACCCUCCCAUCAGAUGUCAAAGCGAUAAACAACUACCUGACAUUCAGAAGACAUCUGAAGGCAGCCCUGUUCAGGGAAGUUUUUAAUAUGUGACAUUUUAGUGUAUUUUUCAUCUUUGUUGGAAGCCGCCCAGAGUGGGCGGGGUACAAAUAAUAAAUUAUUAUUAUUAUUAUUAUUAUUAUUAUUAUUAUUAUUAUAUUCUAUAUACCCUGGCCUUUACUGAAGCUCUGCACACAUCAGAGCAGGAGUAGGAUGCGGGUGGCGCUGUGGUCUAAACCACUGAGCCUCUUGGGCUUGCCGAUUGGAAGGUCACGGUUCAAAUCCCGGUGGUGGGGUGAGCUCCUGUUGCUCUGUCCCAGCUCCUGCCAACCUAAUGGUUAGAAAGCGCACCAGUGCAAGUAGAUAAAUGGCGGGAAGGUAAAUGGACCUCAAUGAAGGAAGAUGAGGACUGUAUAGACAUUGUAGUUUCUGAGUUGAAUUCAAUAUGAGCUGACAUCGUGCACUUUUUUCUUGGCAGGGAAAAAUACAUUUCUGUUACUAUAUGCUAGCUUCAUUAGACUAUCAAACAUGUUGUUGAAAUAUGAAAUAGUAUGGAUUUCUCUACCCUAAAGACAUAAAUUUGAGGGGGGAAAUAUUGUUGCUGUUGAAUUGCGGUGCAUUUUAUCUCUUACUUCUGCUUUCUCUUCUCCCAGAAAUUCAUAAUGAUCAACAAUUAGAAACUGAUUUACAGAGGCUGAAUCAUGAAACUAAGAUAACUGAGGUGAAAACAGAAUUGGAAGUCAAUGGUUGGUUCAAACAAAAUAUAUUUCAUUUAUUAAUCUCUUUCAGCUUCUGUGGCUAUAAAUUAUGUCUAGAUUUAGUUAAGCAUAAUAUCAAAAAGGUAUUUUCUUGAUUGAUAGAUGCCAUUAAUUUGUGUGUUUCAUCUUAAUUCGAACCUCAUGGAUAUAGUGUAAGCUUCAGUGAAAGGUACUACCACUAAGGAAUACUUUUAACCUUGUCUUUAUUGGUGCUGAUCUCCUUACUAAAGUAUGCUUUAGCCCAAAAUGUAGUCUUGUUAUAUUGUUGUUUGUUUGUUUUUCAUAAAAUUUAUACACUGCUGGACCAUAAAAAAACUUCAAGCGGUUUACGAAAGGUGAAACAGCAAAAUCAAGAAAAAUCCACAACCGGACUUUAAAACAUACAAAAGUUAAAAUACUAAAGUAGAUAAAAUUUACUUCCUAAGCAUCUGGGUAGGCUUGUCUACACAAGAAUGUUUUUAUUAAUGACGCGCACUUCACCCCAAAGUCCCAUGGUGGGUUACAGCGUUAAAAACCCAAUAUUAAAAGCAGUUUAAACAACUUACAAUCACAAAAAUAAGGUGGGUCCUAAAAAUAUACACCUCAGGUGUCAAAAGUCAGGAUAAAGAGAUGGAUCUCCAGCAUUUGCCAGAAGCUGUUCAGUGAAGGUAUCAGAUGCACCUCUGUGGGGAGGGAGUUCCACAACUCAGGGGCCGCCACAGAGAAUGCCCUCUCCCGGGCUGUCACCCUCCCCACAAGCCUCUGGGGGCUGAGGAACUCCCAAGAAGGCACCCUCUGCUGAUCUCGGUGCUCAGUAUGGUCUGUAGGAAAGAUUUCCCCCCCAGAUAUUAUGAUAUGGGCGGAGAGAUUCUGGUCUGCCCAUAGCAACAUUGCUAUUUUUGGAGCUGUUCUUGUAGCAUCACAGCUAGAUAAAUCAAUAUAGAGGCAUUGCUCACCUCAACUUUCAUAGUUCUGGUUAUUGUUGUUAUUAAUUACAGACAUAAACAAAGGGAAGCUUAAUACAUGUUACAAAGAGCUUUAUCUUAAAAGAAGCAGUGAGCCAGUGUGGUGCAGUGGUUAAGAGUGGUAGACUCGUAAUCUGGUGAACUGGGUUCGCUUCUCCGCUCCUCCACAUGCAGCUGCUGGGUGACCUUGGGCUAGUCACACUUCUCUGAAGUCUCUCAGCCCCACUCACCUCACAGAGUGUUUGUUGUGGGGGAGGAAGGGAAAGAAGAAUGUUAGCCGCUUUGAGACUCCUUCGGGUAGUGAUAAAGCGAGAUAUCAAAUCCAACUCUUCUUUUGAGUAUGUGAGAAAGGAAGCAGAUUGCCUUCUCUAAGAUGGUGUCUGCCACUUCUGGAGAUACAUGAAUUGGGCCACCAUCUUUCAGUUUCACUGUACCUUUAUUUCUUCUAUUAUUAUCAUUAUCAAUAGCUGACAGGUAAACUGUUGCAAGUGGUGUGUUUUUCCUUCCUUUAAGGAAAUUCUGACUUUUAAGGUGCAGUUGCUCAACGCAUAUAGCCCUUUUUGCUGCCUUCGAUUACAUCUUUGUGAGCUAACUCUCAUGUCAUAAAUUGUAUGUGAUGUCGUGGCUCGUCAACCCUACUAAAUAAAAGUCCAGGCUCAUGUGGAUUUUUAAAUUUGGGAGUGUCAUGUGAGGACUGACUAGGCUGGCAGAGGUGUAGCAAAGCAAUGGAACCAAAGAUACUUGGUAUGUGAAUUUCAUGAUCAAGACAGGAGGAAGAGAUAGCAGUACAGAUUUGGCAGAGCUGUCAAGAAAAGAGGAAAGUUGUUUGUUUGUUUGUUUGUUUGUUUGUUUGUUUGUUUGAUUGAUUGAUUGAUUGAUUGAUUUAUAUGCCACACUAUACCCAGAGGGCUCAAGGCAGUUGUAUAGAGAUUAUGUGGAUUAUGUCACUACUAGGCAUCUAAAAAGGAUUAAUGGGGUACACAUCCUGGAUUGAAUUUAAAUGGUGUUAUGUAUAAAAGUUCUUUUGUCUGUUCUGAAUCUACUGCCAUUUAAUGUUGAUAAGAUGACAAAAUACGCGUGGGGGGGGGAUGGAGGAGGAAAAAAAUCUCUUUAUAUACUCUUUCCACACAAUGAUAUAUUUAUAAACCUCUAUCAUAUUCUCCUCAGCUGUUGGUUUCUAAGCCAAAUAACCCCAAACACACUAGUUUUUCCUCGUUGUGGUUUCAACUCCUUAAUUAUUGUGGUUGUCCUACUGAAAGCAGGUGUGGAGCAGUAGGUAGAUUGCUGCAACUGAGCUGAAGAAGCAUGGAUUCAAAUUCAAGCAUGAAGUGUAGGGCUCUUGUGGAGAUAAAGUAGCACAACCCUUAGGGUUGGUGCCUCUUUGGAGAAAGGACAAAAUAAAAAUAAAAUAAAAUAAAUCAGUGGGAUCUAAAAAUGCAUGGAUUUGACUAGAUCAUACCCUGGGGGUUUCAUUGUCUGUUCACACUCUCUUUAUUCUAUUAAUCAUAUCUAUGUUGAAAUAUUAUUUAACACAGGAUAUAGAGAAAUAGUAGUCAUUUAGAAAGUAGCCUUAUGGCUCCUUAAAGACUAACAUCUCAUAAAGGGGAUGCUAAACCAUGAAUACUUACGCUAGAAUGAAUUAGUUAGUCACUAAGGUGUCUCAAGACCCUCUGGUUUUUUCCCUGCUGCAUGGCUAGCCCCUGAAAAUUUUGGAAAAGGUAAUCUAAUUGGUCACAGUUUUGCUUACAGAAAUGUUUAUUAAUGCCUCUUCAUCUAUAAUACAAUUUUUUUGUGUAGAUGAAAAGUUGAAAAAUUCCGCAGUUGUUGAAAAGCUACCCAAUGGUGAGGUCAGUACUGAGAAGCAAAGGGAAGGUGUAGCUAAAGAAAAUGCCGACAAGAAGCCACCAGAGAGUUCAGAGGACGAAAAUAAUGAACAAAGUGACUGUGAAGUUGAAAAGAGAAUUGCACCGCUGCAGUUAAUGGGAGAGGUACAAAUCCCCCCCACCCCCCAUUAAGCAAACAGAUGUUCUGGCAAAACUAGCCUUUCCUACAGGAGGAGUAAAGUUUUGAAUUGUUGACCAAAAUAUUAUUUAAAAUCUAGAUAAUUGUAAAAGAGGUUAGAUGCAUACAAGGCUGAUUCUUAACAGAGCAUAAUAAGCAUGACUACAGUUAAUACAUCCAAAAUGGGGGGUUUUUGGUUAAAUAAAAGGAAAUAAGUCGAAAUAAGUGGAAGUCGAAUGCCUUGUGAAUCGAACGUUUUGGCUCCCGAAUACCGCAAACCCGGAAGCGCGUCUUUGGAACCCAAACGUUUGCCGCAGGUUCCACAGCUUCCGAUUGGCUGCAGGAGCUUCCUUGGUUUCCGAAUGUUUUGGAAGUCGAACAGACUUCUGGAGUGGAUUCCGUUCGACUUCUGAGGUAUGACUGUAUUUACCACUCUAGAUAAGAAGCCUCUAGAAGAAAACAGCCUAGAACAUAAGAGACUCUUCCUUCCCAGUGCUACAUUGAUGCUUGUAGAUCAGGAGUCAGCAACCUUUUUCAGCCGUGGGCCGGUCCACCGUCCCUCAGACCAUGUGGUGGGCCGGACUAUAUUUUUUUGGGGGGGGAAUGAAGAAAUUCCUAUGCCCCACAAGUAACCCAGAGAUGCAUUUUAAAUAAAAGCACACAUUCUACUCAUGUAAAAACACCAGGCAGGCCCCACAAAUAACCCAGAGAUGCAUUUUAAAUAAAAGGACACAUUCUACUCAUGUAAAAACACGCUGAUUUCUGGACCAUCUGUGGGCCGGAUUUAGAAGGCGAUUGGGCCACAUCCGGCCCCCGGGCCUUAGGUUGCCUACCCCGAUAUAGAUCAUCUGCAAUAUGCACAGUCUUUGUGAUUAUUUAGUUCACUGCAGAUGAGUUUGGUAAUGACAUACGAUGUGUGGAGGAAUGGAUCUACGUGACAAAGGGUCGUGCAUCAUGUGUCCUAAGUGUGAAAAAGUUGUCAUGCUGAAGCUGUUCAAACUGGACUUUGCAGCACAGGAUCAACACCCUUGAGUUGACUUGAGUGCAAGUUGAGUCAUAUUGGCUCGUAUUUGUAUUAAUUUGCAUACUUUUAAAUUUUCUUUAUAGUUUCUGAAGGCAAUAAUGGAGCAGAAAUACAGCCUUGCAAAAAAGCUUUGUCAGAUGAGUAAGUUCUGCAAAGGUUGUUUUUUUCCUGACUUGCAUUGUUUCUCCAAAUCUGUUUCCUAAGUUGUGACAUUCCAUUUAGUACAGUGGUGGGGAACCUUCUUCAACUGGAAGCCCAUUUUGACAAUCACAGUCAAGAACUCCAUAGUGCUGUUGAUAAGCCCUGGCAGAUGCCUCGCUUGGCAAGGAACAACCAGGAGCGCACUUUAAGGCAUAAUUGUUCACUUGCGGCCUCAUGAUGUUGGAUGAGGAGCAGAUGAGUGUGGUAUGGAGAGAUGGCCUCGCGGGCCAAAUUGGGACCCAUGCCAGGCCUCAUUAAGCCCACCAGCCGACAGUACAUUAUUCUGUUGAUAUACUUUGGACUGGUGUUUAUGUAGGAGCAAGUUCUGAAAUUGCCACACUACUCAGGGACUUGCAGGCUCCUGGAUUCUUUCUGGAAUGGUUUGCAAUAGAGAGAUCAAGAACCUGUGGCUAUGAUACUCUCUCUAUAGAUAUGAUUGUCUUUCUGCAUCCACAGGAAUUCUUUUUUGGGGGGAGGAGUCUCAAACUAAACACUCCACAUAAAUAAACAUGCAUAACAAGAAUGUUCGGACCGAGCGGGGAUGAGGCCUCAGUAAACAUGGCCUCGGAGUAAGAAGAGUCUGUCCCAACCUUUUAGUGCUACUUGUUUCAGUAUCAGAAGCUUAAAUACUGAAUAAGCAUGAUGAAUGAAAUGUGAAAGGCACAGAGGAGAAUUUGUUCCUUCUGUUUUCCUGUUUCAACCACUUCCUGUCUAAAUUAACAGAAUGGUAACUUGCCAAACCAGAUAAUAGCAUGAGGUACGUUAAUCUCAUUUAUAUAUAAAAAAAGUUAAUAGCAGCAUGGGGGCUCUGAUGAAGAUUAUGACCAUGCCACAUGGGGAAGUGGUUUUUAAACCCCCCUCCUCUUCACCACAGACUUGAUGAAAAUUGCCACCCGCAAACUAUUUGCCCCCACUUUGCAUGCCAUAUUCAUGAUUCUGGAAAAGAGUGAAAUGCUUUUGUAUGUUUCAUGUUAUCAUCUGGUUUGCCUUGAUGAAACAUAUUGGCAAGUAAUUUCUAGGGUGCUUCCAGAUCAGAGUUUGUUGUUGAAUCGGAGGUACUUUUAUGAGAAAUAUAUUUGUACUUCUGUGAAGUAGGACGAGCUAUUAUUGCAGAUUCCCAUUUUCUGUUUCAUCCUAUAGAUAUCAAUAAUGUUUCCUCCUUCCUUAUCAAAUUCCAGUUCUGAUAUAUGAACCAGAAAACCCUGAGGCCCUGCAGUUUCUUCCACUUAUUGAGAAAAAACUAGUAUUGGGUAAGUCCUAAAACUGUAAAUACUGGAUACUAUUAUACAAUUGAGAACUAUAUUAUGUUUUUUAAGCGUUUUUACAGAUUAGUGUAGAUCCAGCCAAGGAAUCUGUCCCUGAGCUCCUUUUGGCCUUACUGAAAGAAGACAUUCCAAGAGGUCCCUGUCCAUUGCUUCUUCCCUUAAGAUAUAAACACUUGCUGGAUUCAAGGAAAGCAGCACCACUAGCAAGUAACAUGGGAAGCAUGCAGAAGGGCUGUGGCUGAUGCCUGCCCCCAAAAGGAGAAUGGAGGAAGGAAGAUGGGAGCCCAUGAUGCAAGCCAGGAAAUGCACAGAUUACUCCCUGAAAAAGGAGUUGCAAGAGUGACUUACCUUUGUAUCUUUUAUAUUUCCAUGUUAGAAAGCGAACGUGCUGCUAAAGAAGAUGAAACCGGUGAAGAGAGCAGUGAAGAGGAUAGCAAUACAGAUAAAAGUGACACUGAAAGUGAAGCCAGUUCUGGAGAUUCUGAUAAAGAUGCUUAGAAAUUUGAAGAUACCACAAACGAGUGUGUUCUUAAUCAUCUUUUCUUUGAAAUGCACAUAUUAAAAUGAGCUGGAUUAAUCAGAAGAAUCCUACCCCCAAAAUACUUUCCCCCCCCCAUGCUUAACCUUGCUGUCAGUGAUCCCCUGUUUCCAUCAAGCUGUUAUUGUUACUGGCCAUAGGCAACUCCUGAAAGUUUUGUCGCUGAUGAGCAAUUUGUGAGGUGAAAAGCUCCAGGGACUAAGAUAAAAAGUGUUCCGUUCUGUUGAUUCUAGUAGCCUAAGCUUCAGGGCUAGCUGAACACACCUCUUCUUGUUACAAGACUAGUACAGUGUGUUGGCAUACAGGACCGGAGGUUUAUUGGUGUUGAAAGUACUGUAUUCAUGCAAAUCUGUUUCACCAUCAAAUCUAAUGUGCACCUCAGUUUUCAAAACCCUGAAACCAAAAAAGUAUUUGCUUAUGCCAGCAGUGUUUUUCAAGCUUGCAGUUGAAUCUAAUGCACCAUCAAAUCUAAGGUGCACCCUAAUUUCCGUGACAUAAUUUGGGCAAAAACGGUGUGCAUUACAUUCAAAUAAAUAGGUUACAAUGCAAGAGUCCUGAGGGUGCCAGGUGCAACUUUUUGCUGCAAUUUCUACGUCUCAUAACGACUCAGCUCAGCACCUAUCCUCUUACUCUCAUUUCUGCCCUCUUCCCUUUCAGCUGUACUCUCUUAAAGCACUGGCAUUUGUAAAAGCAGUGCUGACAGAGGGGUGGAUAUUUGGGUCUGUGGGGGCAUUUGUAUGCAACAAUUUCAAGAAGUAAUGAGAACUCCAGGGGACUGCAGUAUCCAUUAUCACAUUAUUUUUCAGCAGUUUUCCUGGGGCUUGUCUGUAUUUGAGGCAAUAGAGGGACGUGGGUGGUGCUGUGGGUUAAACCACAGAGCCUAGGACUUGCCA